AUGUUCUCAAGACCGCUACUGCGGUCCGAGCUGCUGCUGCAAUCUAAGGUCACUCGGCUGCUGCUUGCAAGGAGCAGUAGCAGACGGGCGUGGGGCCGCAAGUCACCUCACCACGCGAGGCAGCAUCAGCGCCUGGCGCCAGCAGAGAGCACCUGGCCUCAUCGCGAGCAGCAGUGGCAGGCGGACGGACGUGGGGCAGCAUCAGCGUUCUCCUCAUGCCUCAAGCCACUGGCGGCAGCAGACAACGCCUGGUGGUGCCGGCACCUUGUGGCCGUGCCUCCACCAGUGGCUCCUCCCUCUUCUCUUGCGCUGUGUGCUCAUUCACCCAUUCACCUUGCUCCCACCACCGUGCUCUCACUAGCUCUGUGUGUGCGCAUUGCAGGUGGAGGGGAGGGGUGUGGGGUCAACACCGACGCUUCCCGACGCUCCUCCCCAGUGGCCGUGCAGGGACUCGUGGGGGCGGGAGGGAGGCAGCACUGCAGCAGCUUCAACACGAGGGAGAGCAUCGGGAUGGGCUUGGCCUAUCAAGUGGCCCCUCCCCUCGCUUGUGCUGCCUUCAAACUCUCAGUAGAGGGGGGGGGCGUUGGGGUCAACACCGACGCUUCCCCGUGCCCCUCCCCUGUGGCCGUGCAGGAGGGAGGGAGGGAGGCAGCGCUGGGAGGGGACGGGAGGGAGGCAGCACUGCAGCAUGGCAAUCCCGCUGCCACAAGGGAGAGUAUGGGCUUGGGCUUGGCAUUUCAAGGUGAGCCUUCUUCCUGCUCUUUUCUUCCACUCUCUCGUUUUGCUGUGGGUCCUUGGUUGCCUUUACCUGCUGUGGUCGCACUUGCUCCCUUCAAGUCCUGCACUCACUCGCCUCCUUCUCUCCUUUCUGCCCCCUUCCAGGUCACACUGAUGGCAUCACUUGGAGGGGGGAGUGGACAAGCAGCAGGGGAGAGGAGGGAGCGGAACAGCAUCUCUGGGAAGGCUGGGAGUUUGGCUGCCGUGGAGGGAGGCAUCUGGUGGUGGAGGGGAGGGGCGCUGGGGUCAACACCAACACUUCCCCACGCCUCUCCCCGGUGGCCGUGCAGGGACUCGUGGGGACGGGAGGGAGGCAUCGCUGCAGCAGAUGGCAAUCGCUGCCACAAGGGAGAGUAUCGGGGUGGGCUCGGCCUCUCAAGGUCACUCGCUAGUCACCAGGGGAAGCAGCAGCAGCAGCAGCAGGGGGCAGAGGGGGGGGGAAGUGCACAAGGAGCAGGGGAGGGAAGGGAACGAGUCAACAUCUUCAGCUGCCAGCUAAGUGCCUCCUCCCUGGACUCAACCUUGCUUGCUGCUCAUGUGCUCUUUCCUCACAUUGCUGGCUGA
This is a messenger RNA of Closterium sp. NIES-65, 1341 nucleotides long. NCBI's taxonomy places the organism in Eukaryota, Viridiplantae, Streptophyta, Zygnematophyceae, Desmidiales, Closteriaceae. The record is from the annotation of a GenBank genome assembly.